GGAGAGAGCUGGCAGAUGUCCCGGGCGAGAGAACCUCUUCCUCCGGGGCCUGCAGGGCCCGCGCGCGCCGCUCCGGCUGAAAAGAGCUUUUUGAUCUCGCUCCCUGGAGAAAAAUCUGGAGACAGAAUGGCUGUAGGGGAGAGAGAAACAACACAGCCUUCAAAUAACCAAAGUAUACAGGGAAAUACACAAGGCCAGUCAGUCUGGAGAAAUAAUGCUAGUGAUGACCUCGUCAGAACCCAGCCUGAACGUUUGCCCCAGCCAAAUGCUUCGUUCCUUGAAAAGCACAAGGAAGAAACUAACAGAACACAAAAUGGUCAUGCAGGUCUGAGUAAUGGAAGUGGAAUUCACAAUGGAGUCAAACUUUUAGCAAAAGAUAAUAGAACGUUCUCAGCACCAGUUUCCCAAAAAAUGCACAGAAAAAUUCAGUCCAGCUUGUCUGUCAGCAGUGAAAACAGCAAGAAAAGCUCUGCAUAUUCUCAUAAACCAGGUUCUUCACCCGAAGAUUGCUGCGUUCACUGUAUCUUGGCCUGCCUGUUCUGCGAAUUCGUCACCCUCUGCAGCCUUGUCUUGGGACAAGCAUCAUGUGGUAUCUGCCCAUCGGAAGCCUGCUGUUGCUGUUGUGGGGAGGAAAUGGGAGAUGACUGCAACUGCCCAUGUGAUAUGGACUGUGGCAUAAUGGAUGCCUGUUGUGAAUCAUCAGACUGUUUGGAAAUCUGCAUGGAAUGCUGUGGGAUUUGUUUCCCAUCAUGAGACACUUCAUGUAUUUAUGGCUUAUAAU
This is a messenger RNA of Euleptes europaea (tarantolino), 781 nucleotides long. It is a transcript of the gene MDFIC, whose product is annotated as MyoD family inhibitor domain containing. The record is from RefSeq and is a predicted model, not a curated record. Bases 16 to 753 code for a protein of 245 amino acids. The transcript has 4 exons. NCBI's taxonomy places the organism in Eukaryota, Metazoa, Chordata, Lepidosauria, Squamata, Sphaerodactylidae.